This is a messenger RNA of Haliaeetus leucocephalus (bald eagle), 2400 nucleotides long. It is a transcript of the gene STRAP, whose product is annotated as serine/threonine kinase receptor associated protein. Gene Ontology annotation, biological process: spliceosomal snRNP assembly. The transcript is spliced from 10 exons. The coding region runs from base 560 to 1534 and encodes 324 amino acids. The record is from RefSeq and is a predicted model, not a curated record. Gene Ontology annotation, molecular function: RNA binding; protein binding. Lineage: Eukaryota; Metazoa; Chordata; Aves; Accipitriformes; Accipitridae. Gene Ontology annotation, cellular component: SMN complex.
GCCUUCAGCGGCGUCACCCCCUACGGCUACUUUCUCAUCAGCGCCUGCAAGGUUUAAAAGGACAUUCUUUUCUGCCUCGGAGUGCUUCCAGUUCAGCUCUACAUCUUGUGUGAACAACUUUUUGAUGGCCUCCCAGAAAAAAAUAAUCGCAGGAAAGGCUUUCUGUUUCUGUUUCAUUUUUACAGCAUCUCUGUGUGUGUUUUAAACAUAUCUGAUUACAAACACGAGACUUAUUUCUGCGUACUGUUAGUCUGAUAAUAUUGUUCCAAAGUAAAAAACCAAACCUGUCCUGCCUGAAGAAAAUUUCAGUAAAAAUAAAACCUAAAUGAAGUGCUCCUUUCUGUUUCCCUUCUACCUUAACACAAACCUAAAGAAAACUUUUAUCAUAUUUGGAGUGGUAUUUUAAUGUCUGUACAGUUUUAGAUGCAUGCAGCAAGUACAGCUGCAUAUCUAAGCCUUUCAACUAAACUCUUUUACAAAGAAUAGCUUCAUAAAGUGUGUGGUAUUUCCACGUGCUGGUGCAAGGGAAUCUUUUUUAAAAACAGCUUCCUUUUUUAUCAUGUUACCUAAAUAUUGGUUUUGUUUUUGUGAAGAUGGUAAGCCUAUGCUGCGUCAGGGUGACACAGGAGACUGGAUUGGCACAUUUCUAGGUCAUAAAGGUGCUGUUUGGGGUGCCACUUUGAACACGGAUGCCACUAAAGCAGCUACAGCAGCAGCAGAUUUUACAGCCAAAGUGUGGGAUGCUGUGUCAGGCGAUGAACUAAUCACAUUGGCUCACAAACACAUUGUCAAAAGUGUGGAUUUUACACAGGAUAGCAAUUAUCUGUUAACAGGUGGACAAGAUAAACUAUUGCGUAUCUACGACUUGAGCAAGCCAGAAGCAGAACCUGACGUUGUCAGUGGACAUACUUCCGGCAUUAAAAAGGCUUUAUGGAGCAGUGAUGACAAACAGAUUCUUUCAGCUGAUGAUAAAACUGUCCGCCUCUGGGACCGGAGUACCAUGACCGAAGUGAAGGCACUAAAUGUUGCAAUGUCAGUGAGCAGCAUGGAGUAUGUUCCAGAAGGACAGAUACUUGUGAUAACCUAUGGGAAGACUAUUGCUUUUCAUAGUGCAGAAACUCUAGAGCAGAUUAAAUCAUUUGAAGCACCUGCUACAAUCAAUUCUGCAUCACUUCACCCUGCGAAAGAAUGUUUGGUUGCAGGUGGUGAAGAUUUUAAACUCUAUAAAUAUGACUAUAAUACAGGAGAAGAACUAGAAUCUUACAAAGGACACUUUGGUCCAAUUCACUGUGUGAGAUUUAGCCCUGAUGGAGAGUUAUAUGCAAGUGGCUCUGAGGAUGGUACACUAAGGCUGUGGCAGACAACAGUAGGGAAAACCUAUGGUCUUUGGAAGUGUGUAGUUCCUGAAGAGGAGAAUGCAGAAGCAGCAAAAGCAAGGACCACCCUUCCAGGAACUGCAGAGGAAGAAAUAGAAGAUCUUGCCUCUGAAAACUCAGAUUCAGUGUACAGCUCAACUCCUGAAGUUAAGGCCUGAUUAUUGCAACUGUUACGCGACAUGUGGACAUAAGAGACUAAAUCAAGUGAACAGUGAUGAACAGCAGCCUUCCAGAGUGUGCUCUCUACAUAAGGCAAAGAUGGGCAGUAAUUGAUGAGAAUGCGGUGGAACUGGCUAGGUGUUGUCUGUAAGAGAACUGAGCAUCCAAAUAAAAUAAAAAAAAGACAAGUAGUAGAGUUUUGCUAUCUUUUUAGCAUAACUGCCUACUGUCUUUUCAAAGAAGUGUGCAAGCCAAGAUCCAGUCUCUCCAAUUUCAAUUAGACUCAUUGUAGUGUGUUUUCUUUAUUAUGGAGAAGAGAUACAAUGGCUUUUACCCAUUCUUUUUUUCUUGAAAGUUGGAAAAUUUGGCUUUAGUUCAAAAGAAGGGAUUACGUACUUCCAGUAUUUGGUUCGGGUUUUGUUUCAUUGUACGCUGCUUCUGAAUGUUUAACUGUUUUCAGUUGUUUAAAUAAAAUGCCUCUCAACUCGUAUCUUACUGUUCAGUGUUGGAUUUGUGGAAUGGAAAAGCAACCAAGUUAAUAACGUAAUCCUUUCUAGCAUCUUGGUUUUGUACUAUACAGAAGGAAGGCGGUAGGAAUGGUUUGGUGUUGGUAGGGAGGGUGGCAAGUUCUUUGAUCUGUAAGCUUUGUGUCUUUUUACUCUUUGAAUGUAAACGUGAGUCUCUAAAAUCAAAACCAGUGAAAACUAAAUUAAACAUGCUGCCUGAAAUAUUUGGUUGUACAUGAAAAUCUCAAAGGUUGGCUAUGAAUCUGUGUAAAGCUUGGGUUUAGUGCUCCAGACUGGAUAAAAAAAGUUAAUCUUUCAAGGUUACAAAUCAUAUUUUCUUCAUUAAAGAAAAUAUUGCC